Alnus glutinosa is the source of this 2505-nucleotide messenger RNA. Its product is annotated as cellulose synthase-like protein H1. Gene Ontology annotation, molecular function: cellulose synthase (UDP-forming) activity; mannan synthase activity. The record is from RefSeq and is a predicted model, not a curated record. The transcript is spliced from 9 exons. Gene Ontology annotation, biological process: plant-type primary cell wall biogenesis; cellulose biosynthetic process. Gene Ontology annotation, cellular component: plasma membrane; trans-Golgi network. NCBI's taxonomy places the organism in Eukaryota, Viridiplantae, Streptophyta, Magnoliopsida, Fagales, Betulaceae. Bases 145 to 2382 code for a protein of 745 amino acids.
GUUUUUUCAAAAUGGAUUGAAAUUAGAAAACACAGCUGGGCCAUCAAUAUAUUGAUAAACAAAGUCCCUGAGUUUUAAACACCUUCAAUAUUAGAACAGACAUAUAUACUCAGAUACUCUACUUCUUCCUGUCUACUCCGAUCCAUGGCCAACCCCAACUCUGAUCUCCCUUUAUAUGAAAGAAUCCACCGCAAAAACACCGUACAAAGAGCCUUUGAUAUCAUAAUCUUCUUCCUUCUCCUUUCUCUCCUUAUUUAUCGCCUUCUCUUUCUCAACGACCAUGGCCUCACUUGGCUCCUUGCCUUCCUAUGCGAAUCGUGGUUCACCUUCACUUGGUUUCUAGUCAUGAGCAACAAAUGGAAUCCUGUAAAAUACAAAACAUACCCGGACAACCUCUUGCCAAGGGUGCCUGAUCAGCUUCCGUCGUUGGACAUGUUUGUGACAACUGCGGACCCUGUGUUAGAACCUCCUAUCAUCACCGUAAACACUGUGCUCUCUUUGUUGGCAGUUGAUUACCCGGCACACAAGCUAGCUUGCUAUGUUUCCGAUGAUGGUUGUUCUCCCUUGACCUACUACUCUCUUUCCGAGGCCUUAAAGUUUGCCAAGCUCUGGAUUCCCUUUUGUAAGAAGUACAAUAUUCAAGUGAGAGCUCCAUUUAGAUACUUUUCCAAUGACUCUCUAACGUUCAGUGAUAUCUCUUCAGAAUUCCAACAAGAAUGGAAAAGGAUGAAGGUUGAGUAUGAGCAGCUUUGCCAUAAAAUUGAGGAUGCCGCCCAAAGGUCCAUGCCAUGUGAUUUUACUGGGGAAUUUGCAGAAUUCUCAAAUGUAGAACCCAAAAACCAUCCAACUAUUAUCAAGGUUAUGUGGGAGAACAAGGAUGGACUUCUAGAUGGAUUGCCGCAUUUGGUCUAUAUAUCGAGGGAGAAGCGGCAUAAGCAUCCACAUCAUUACAAAGCCGGUGCCAUGAACGUUCUAACGAGAGUCUCCGGAUUGAUGUCGAAUGCUCCCUAUAUGCUGAAUGUAGACUGCGAUAUGUUUGUCAACAACCCAAAAGUUGUUUUUCAUGGGAUGUGUCUACUGCUUGGUUCCAAGAGUGAGAAAGAAAAUGCAUAUGUUCAGUUCCCGCAAAAGUUCUGUGAUGGAUUAAAGGAUGACCCAUAUGGCAAUCAGCUUGUGGUUUUGUUUGAAUAUAUGACGCAUGGAAUAACUGGAAUACAAGGCCCUUUUUAUGGGGGAACAGGAUGUUUCCAUAGACGAAAAAUUAUUUAUGGCCUAUCUCCAAAUACUGUGGAAUCAAUUAACGGAAAAUUGGUUGAGGAUAAGCUUUUAGAAUUUGGGACUUCAAAGGAGUUGAUCAAGUCAGCAGCUCUUGCUUUGAAAGGGAAGAGAGAUCCACCUGACGAUCUUUGGCACUCUAUUGAAGCAGCACACCAAGUAGCCAGCUGCGACUACGAAUAUGGUACUAGCUGGGGUACAUAUAAGUUGGGUUGGAGAUAUGGAUCAACGUCAGAGGACGUUUUAACUGGGCUAACAAUCCAUAGAAGGGGUUGGAGGUCCGUCUAUUGCACGCCCGACCCACCGGCCUUUUUAGGGUGUGCACCAUCUGGUGGGCCUGCUGCAAUGACCCAACAAAAGAGGUGGGCCGCUGGCCUGCUCAAAAUUUUAUUGGGCAAAAACUGUCCCAUAUUUGCCACCUUGAUUGAGAAGAUCCAAUUCAGGCAGUGCUUGGCCUAUUUGUGGCUAUUCUCAUGGGGCCUACGUGCCAUCCCUGAGUUAUGCUAUGCUGCUCUUCCAGUUUAUUGCAUCAUCACCAACUCCCACUUUUUGCCUAAGGUUCAAGAACCAGCAUUCUAUGUACUAGUUGUUCUCUUUGCCAUUUAUAACCUAUACACUUUAUCCGAGUACCUAAGAACUGGCCAGUCAGUGCGAGCUUGGUGGAAUAACCAAAGAAUGGCAAGAAUUACCACCAUGACUGCAUGGUUCUUUGGAUUUCUAAGUGUCAUGUUAAAGCUCUUGGGAAUAUCGGAGACAGUCUUUGAAGUAACAAAAAAAGACCAAUCUAGUGAUGCUGCCAGUGAUAAUGAUGCUGGGAGGUUUACCUUCGAUGAGUCCCCUAUUUUUGUGCCUGGCACUACCAUUUUGCUGCUACACUUGACUGCACUAGUCGUGGGCUUGCUGAGGUUGCAAACUCGAGCUCAUGAUCGGCAUUGGUCAGGGCUAGGGGAAGUCUUGUGCAGUGUGUGGUUGUUGCUUUGCUUCUGGCCAUUUUUGAAAGGGUUGUUUGGGAAAGGAAAGCAUGGGAUACCCAUAUCCACCAUAUGCAAGUCAACGGCUUUGGCCUUACUUUUUCUGCACUUCUGUAGAAGGACCGCAAUGGCUUGAGACUUUGUUAAUUCAAGCAAUUAAAAUGUUUUCUCCUAUUGUUUUUAAGAUUAAAUACUCAAAUUAACAAUUUCUUUUUUCUUAGAUUCAAAAUUUCCGGGGAAUGAAAUUAUAUUUGUGUCA